UUACUCUACCAACCCCUCAUACCAGGGAAUCCCAGCUGAGUUUCCUGUAGAACUCUAGCAAUACGCGCGAAGAUGAUCAUUAACCCCGACCACGACUCGAAGGACGGGUUGGAAGAGUUUCGCAAAGGCUCUUCUGAUUCUCAGCAGGCAUCGAGUGAUAGCGAGUCGACUGUAUCUUCGACAAGUCCAACAAACGCAAGUGAUAUCCUCGAUCCUCCGCCCAUCGAUGAACCACCUCCAUCGUAUACCCCCUACCCUGCGCCGCCACAGGCCACAAGACCCGGUCCCAAUGCAACAACUACGACUCCACCUGGGCCCGCGACACACUCAUACCCCAAGGCUACCAACUACCUCCACAUUUCACGGAAAAACACGUCGCUGAGCGGAGAAUGGACUAUCGACCCCUUGCUCAAGAUUCCUCUACCAAUGCUGCCCAAUCUCAAGUCAGGCGAAACUGAACGACGACAUUUCAAUCUGGAGAGUUGGAAUGGCAAGAUACAAGCUGAUGUGUACUUGGCGGGUGCGAACCCUGCCGUCGCUCGACGACCUGGUAAUCCCAAGUUUGCGAUCUUGAACGUGAGCACAUGCAACGCGAGCGUCGCUUUCAACUUGCACGACCACCCCUCCUCCACCGCCUCCACACCCCGCCUCCCAGUCAAACUGAACAUCAAAUCCAUAAACGGGCGCAUCGAGCUCAAAAUCCCUCGUUCCUUCCGCGGUACCGUAACCGCCACAACCUGUAACGCCUCCACCCGAUUCUCCUACGCCAUCCAGAACAAUUCCGGAGCUGGAGACCGCAGUCUGUUCCACCUGCGCGAAGACAGGAAGACCACGACGGCUUUUAUCGGGGAGUACGGCGAGCCCGCGGGAUCGAGGAUCCAAGAAGUGGUGGGAGAUGAUGAUGACACCGGUACCAGCACCAGUGCCGCCGGCAUGGACGUCGACGACGACGCGUCCACCACCAUAUCGGACGUCUCAACCCUCAAAUAUUCCUCCGAUGAAGGGGGAGAACAGAACGACGAGUGGACAGGCGACCAAGUAACACUCUCCACCACCAACGCCAACAUCCUAAUCAGCUUCGACGACGAAGCCAAGUGGGACGGGCCUGGUUUCAUGGACACCUUAAAGACGGCUACCAACACUUUUACGAUGAACGGGUUUGGAGUGUCGUAUGGCUAUACCAUGGAGCCGCGGUAUUAUGGCCAUGGGCACGCGUCGUGGGGUGGAAGUCACUGCCGUAGUGGUAGUAGUAAAGGCAAGAAGAAAGUCUCGAAGAAGGGAAGUAAUGAUGGGAAUCGGUGUGGUGGUAGUUCGGGUUCGAGCUCGGGAGGGCUUUUUUCUAGGUGGUUCGGGUUAUGA
This is a messenger RNA of Coprinopsis cinerea okayama7#130, 1359 nucleotides long. RefSeq lists its product as hypothetical. The transcript has 4 exons. Lineage: Eukaryota; Fungi; Basidiomycota; Agaricomycetes; Agaricales; Psathyrellaceae. The record is from RefSeq and is a predicted model, not a curated record. Bases 73 to 1359 code for a protein of 428 amino acids.